AUGGGUGAUCUUGCUGACCUGGCACACGUGAGCUUUGUGAACACAGAAUUUCUGGAAAAGAACGGCCUCACGCCGAAGAAUGUGUUGGAGUACUUCUACACAUCGCCCUUUUAUCUUCACUUUGGCGAGGGGUCGCUGAAUGAACAACGGCGGCGUGGUUUGCAGGUGGAGGCACAGGCAGGAAGCCACGAAUUUGUCCUGCGAACGGCCAACGAGGAUGCCAAAGCAGGUGUUGUAGAGACCAGCAUUUUCGUGCUCCAACGGCUCCAGCAUCCGGCAACAUCCAAAGAGACCUUCUACGUGAUUUCAGGCACGAUCUACAAAGCUCCUGAACUGUCAGAACUGUUGAAGAGCAGCAUUGGUCAAUCGGCCAUCGGGGCCACCAGCAGCUUGGCUUUCGGAUGCUUUGAGACAAAGAACCACCGGAGAAUCUACGGUUGA
Molecule: messenger RNA, 441 nt
Organism: Durusdinium trenchii
Lineage: Eukaryota; Dinophyceae; Suessiales; Symbiodiniaceae
Source: the annotation of a GenBank genome assembly